CAUGACUGCUCCUCACUGACUGACUGCUCCUCACUGACUGCUUAAUCUCGCCAGCUGAUGGCUCCUCUUUAUUCACCUCUCUUAUUUUGGAGCCAGAAGCAGGCUAUGAUAUUUUCUUGGCAGCUAAAGUGAUUUGUGACAGGCUGUGCCUGCUUGCACGCUGGCAACAUUAUUCCUCUUCCCCGGUGCUCCGUGAGCCUCAACAUGUAUAAGUUAUGCACCGCCGUCGUCCUGUGCUGCGCGUUUCUUCCAUGGUGCUCUGCAGCGCCAAAGACCCGGGCUGCGGAUCCCUGGUCCGAGUCUGAGCGCAAGGCAGAGGGACAUGACGGGCUGCAGGAGGAGGUGGAUGGUCAUGAGAGCAUCCUCUCUAAGCUGCUGGGUGAUUAUGACAAAGUGAAAGCCCUCUCGGAAGGCUCUGACUGUCGCUGUAAAUGUGUUGUCAGACCCCUGAGCAGGAGCGCCUGCCGGCGGAUAGAAGAAGGGAGCGCCGCUGCGCAGGACUUCUACAGCGUGGAGACGAUCACAUCUGGACCGCAGUGCAAGUGCGCCUGCAUCGCUCCUCCGUCAGCAGUCAACCCAUGCGAGGGGGAGUUCAGGCUGAAAAGACUUAGAGAAGCUGGAAAGGAGAAUGUCAAGCUUUCCACCAUCCUCGAGCUGCUGGAGGGCUCCUUCUAUGGGAUGGAUCUACUGAAGCUGCACUCCAUUACCAAUAGGCUGCUGGAUCGCAUGGAUAACAUGGAAAAGGCAGUAGCUUUGAACCACACCAGGGUUGAGGUGAAGCCCCAGGGGAGCCCUUCAAUCCAGGCAGAUGCGACUAAGAGCCCAACCACCCCUCCUCCGCACCGACAUCAGGACCAGAAGAGACCAAGUGAGGUCAGCAGGACCGCAGCAUAUCAAGACACAGAUCUUAAUAUAACAGAUGAUGAAGAGAAACAGCAUGAGGAGAAGUUUACUGGGGGAAAUUCGUCCUUCCUAAAGACAGAUGGCUCUGCUCAGAUCACUGAGGUCAAACCUCAGAUGACUCCCAGAAACGUGCCUAACAAGGAGGCUUCUCAGGUGACGAAGACCGGCAGCAACGGAAUGAUCAUAAGAGGAAUGACUUUUUAUAAAUCGGAGCCAGAUCCGAUGGUGGCAGACGACGGGGAGCCUGGAGAGAACUUUUUUGAGUAUCAUGGAUUCAGUGGUGAAGGACCAGUUAGCCUCUACAUUGAGGAGGAUCUAAUACAACACAAAGUCGCUCGCCCCAAGACGAGGAUGGGACCAAGAUCAUUUCGACCUUCGCAAAGUUCCACAAAGAUCAGCCAAUCAGCAAAACCUAAAGAAACUGAGCCCACCUCAAAAACUCAUUACGAGUUUGUCAGUACCGCUGGAACCACAUUGAUGGAUGUGUCUACAGUUGUGCAGAGUGACGCAUCCACAACGAGAAGCGUCACGUUUGGACCAACCACUAUCACAAAGAGAACCAUGAUCACAGACACUGGACCUCAAACUACUCAGAGAGUCACUGCUGGAUUCACUAAGUGGCCAUUGCCUUUGAUGACUGAACCAUCUGGCACUUAUUUAAGCAUCACUGCCAAGGAAACAACCAAAACUACAAUGAACACACCCAAACCAUCCGAAAACACGGCCACAAAAGAAGUCCUACCAGCAUUCACAACAACAAACAUACCAUCCAUCAUGGUGGAAACCUCAACCCAGGAGGUGAAGGAACAAAUGCAAACCAUGUUGGGCACCACUGCAGCUCUUUCAAGCACACAUACGCCAAAUACAGCCACAGAGGCUUCGACUACCAUUCCGACUUCUACUACAACCAUCACAACCCAUGCUCCCCUGACCUCAGCACCAAUACACCCCACAACAGCCUUCGCACCGGCUACCUCCACACCGGCUGCUGCCACAACACCAGAUGAAGAAACUGAAUCCACCGUCUUAUCAGGCUCCACUUUGCCUCCUACCACACAGAGACUGAUCACUACGUCUCCCCACACUUCUCUGCCUCUCACCACACCUGUGACUACCCCUUCGACAGCUGCCACCACCACCACCACCACCGCUGCCACCACCACCACCACCACCACCACCACCACCGCCACCACCACCACCACCAGACAGGCCGCCCAAGUCAAACAUAAAUACAAAAUCAGCUGGGAGGAGGAAGAGGGGGAGGAGGGAAAACCAGAAUUAGACGAGCCGAUGCAAAGGCAGGAGGAAUCUCCCUCGAGAAAAACUGGGGAGUGCAAGGACACGUUGGCAACAAUUUCGGAGCCAGUAACUCACAACACUUAUGGGAGGACUGAAGGAGCAUGGAUGAAGGAUCCAAUGUCUGAUAGUGACAAGAUUUAUGUCACAAACUUCUACUACGGAAAUAAUCUACUGGAGUUCCGCAACCUGGAGGUUUUCAAAGGAGGCCGUUUUACCAACGCAUACAAGCUUCCUUACAACUGGAUUGGCACCGGGCACGUGGUCUACGAAGGGGCUUUCUUCUAUAACCGUGCCUUCUCCCGUGACAUCAUCAAGUUUGACCUGCGUCGGCGUAACGUGGCCGCCUGGACCAUGCUGCACGACGCUCUGAUCGAAGAGUCGGCAUCGCUGUGGGAGUGGCGGCGCCACUCGGACGUCGUCUUUGCUGUGGACGAGAGCGGCCUGUGGAUCAUCUACCCGGCCCUCGACGAUGAGGGCUUCUUACAGGAAGUGAUUGUUCUGAGUCGACUGGACCCCUCAGACCUCAGCAUACAGAGGGAGACCACCUGGAGAACCGGGCUCAGGAGAAACUACUACGGGAACUGCUUCAUCGUGUGCGGCGUCCUGUACGCUGUUGACAGCUACAACCAAAGGGACGCCAAACUGGAAUACGCCUUCGACACGCACACGAACACUCAGAUGACUCCCAGAAUGCCCUUCACCAACAACUACACCUACACCACGCAGAUUGACUACAAUCCCAAAGAGGGCGUUUUGUAUGCGUGGGACAACGGACACCAAGUCACAUACAACAUUAAGUUUGCCUACGUAGACCCGUAGUAAAGGGCUGAUAGUAGUUAUUUUUAAAAGUUAAUUGUAUGGUUUGAAUGGAUUGUAGAUCAGUCCACAUGGCCUUCAGUAUGGAGACAAAUGAGAGCCAAAUGUACAAAUAAUCUGAAGUUUAUUGUGACUAAAUUGUUUUGUUCUUUUGUUCUGUUUUAAAUUUUGAUAUGAAAUGAUGAGCCCGAUUCCUCAGUCAACACAUCAAGUAGUACUGUAUACGUUGUAUUACUGUAAAAAAAAAAAAAAAAAAAAAAGAAAGCCCUGUGAGAUAAAUGAAUGUAGAAAGGUGUCAGAACCAGCUCACGUCUUGGGUCAAAUAUCGCUUUAACAAUUCACAUAAACAAAGCAAUUCAUAGAAAAGCUACUCUUUGAACAAAUCCCCAAAUUAUGUGGAGAAAUUCCAUGUUUCUGUUUUAUACACAUGAUUUUGUAUUUCAUUGUUCUUUGCAUGAUAUGCCGCAGGUCGUCUGUGUGGUACUGUCGCAGGUGUUGCUGUUGACCUUUGUCUUGGGAAAGCACUUACCCUCCCUCCAUAUCAGUUUUUGAAGAGACUGCAAUAAAGUUG
Molecule: messenger RNA, 3589 nt
Organism: Anoplopoma fimbria (sablefish)
Lineage: Eukaryota; Metazoa; Chordata; Actinopteri; Perciformes; Anoplopomatidae
Gene: olfml2ba
Product: olfactomedin-like 2Ba
Exons: 9
Coding region: 205-3021 (938 amino acids)
Biological process (GO): signal transduction
Source: RefSeq, a predicted model, not a curated record